AUGACACUGGAGUCGUGUGAGACCAACCCACCGGAUUUCUGGACGAAGGUGUCGAACUGGCGCAAUCUCAAUCCUUUGGAUUUUGCUGUCUGGUCGAUUCUAGAGCGCAAAGGUUGCUCUUUUAAGCAUAAGCCCCUGGAUUUGCAGAAAAGAACCCCGGAGAAGACAUUUGGCAUGGAAAAUGAUCGCGCGCACUCUCAGGAAUUUUCUCAAGAAAAUGGACGUUGUGAUCCCAAAGAGAAGUCCUUCUGCAUAUUCAUUGUCGAUGACUUCAGCAUAAAACUAGGGAAGGUGACAGAAGAGGAAUACAGGAAAGUUUGGAUUAGGGAACCGGAAUGA
Molecule: messenger RNA, 339 nt
Organism: Necator americanus (New World hookworm)
Lineage: Eukaryota; Metazoa; Nematoda; Chromadorea; Rhabditida; Ancylostomatidae
Exons: 1
Coding region: 1-339 (112 amino acids)
Source: RefSeq, a predicted model, not a curated record